This is a messenger RNA of Actinia tenebrosa (Australian red waratah sea anemone), 3175 nucleotides long. RefSeq names its product vacuolar protein sorting-associated protein 16 homolog. Gene Ontology annotation, cellular component: HOPS complex; cytoplasm; endosome. Gene Ontology annotation, molecular function: actin binding. The record is from RefSeq and is a predicted model, not a curated record. Gene Ontology annotation, biological process: intracellular protein transport; endosomal transport; vacuole fusion, non-autophagic. NCBI's taxonomy places the organism in Eukaryota, Metazoa, Cnidaria, Anthozoa, Actiniaria, Actiniidae.
UGUGUCAGUGGGCUCGAGGAAGUCAUUAAAAUGUUUAGAGGGAAUAGGAGGGGGUGAUCAUGUACUGGGUUUAAAUGACUCUAAUGAUAUCCUGAUAAUCUAAUAAGCUCAUUCAGGUGUACAGAUCUGGAUCAUGGCUCAUUUUACCGGCGACUGGACCCCACUGGGCGAAGUUUUCUAUAGGAAGAUGGAACUCUAUUCCAUGGGAUGGAAAGAUAUCAACCUUGAGAACUAUACUGUAACAGCCGCAUCUUAUGGAGGUCCCAUUGCUUUGAUGCCUGAUAAUAAACAUACUGGGGCUGUCAUCAAUAAACCUAUCAUAUCAAUAUACUCAUCAGCAGGAAAAGAAUUGUCAUCAUUAAGGUGGGAUGGUGGGCCACUGGUGGAGAUAGGCUGGUCAGCUAGUGAAGACUUACUGUGUAUAGGUGUAAAUGGAAGUGUGUCAGUUUACGAUAUUCAUGGGGAUUACAAAAGGACAUUCAGCUUGGGACAGUUCCCCAUGUUUAGUGAGCCAGUAACAUCCAUAGUUGAGAUGGCUCUUUCUUCCAACAAUUCCUACUUGGCCAUGUUCACUGAUGCAGGUCUGGUCUGGAUUGGCUCUCCUGAUAUGCAGAAAGUAUACUGUGAAGUCAAGACACAGUGUUUAUCAAGGCCAAAGCAGCUUGCCUGGUGUAGCACAGGAGCUGUUCUCUGCUACUGGGAUGAUUAUUUGGAUGUUAUUGGACCAACUAAAGAUGUCACCAAAUAUUAUAUGGACAGCCAGGUGCACCUUGUGCAAGAAAUUGAUGGGGUCCGCAUCAUUGGCAGCUACACUCAUGAAUUGCUUCAGAAAGUGCCAACUGCUGUUGAGAACGUCUUCAAGAUUGGCUCCAUGGAACCUGGUGCUAUGUUGUAUGAUGCAGCCAGAGAAUUUGAGAAAAAGAGUGCCCGUGCAGAUGAGUAUGUCAGGAUGAUCAAAGACAAACUUCCUGAGGCUGUAGAACAGUGUAUCCAAGCAGCUGGUGCUGAAUAUGAACCAUCCCUUCAGAGAAGUUUACUGAGAGCUGCAUCAUUAGGGAAGAGCUUUCUGAGUGACUUUGAUCCAAAACCAUUUGUUAAAAUGUGCCAGACGUUAAGAGUACUCAAUGCCGUGCGUGAAUAUACUGUUGGGAUACCCAUAACAUAUGCACAACUUGAGCAGCUGUCGACAAGAUUAUUAAUUGACAGAUUAGUUCUUCGUCAUCACUAUUGUCUGGCCAUUAGAAUAUGUGACUACCUUAAAAUUCAAAAAGCUGAGGGUGCAAGCCGCAUUCUUGGACACUGGGCUUGCUAUAAGGUCCAACAAGCGAACGUAGGAGAUGAGGAGAUAGCCCGUGCUAUCAACGCUAAGUUGGGAGAAAGCACUGGUAUUUCCUACACAGAGAUCGCUUCUAAGGCUCUGGAGUGUGGACGAACAAAAUUGGCCAUCAGACUUUUAGAUUACGAACCCAAAGCAGCAGACCAGGUGCCAUUGUUGAUGAGGAUGAAGAACGACGAGCUGGCAUUAGAAAAGGCCAUUAUGAGUGGUGACACCGAUCUUGUGUACACGGUUAUCAUGCAUCUUAAAGACACACAAUCACAGGGAGAUUUUCGAAGGUCAAUUCGCAAUUAUCCAGUCGCUUUUAAUUUAUUUACUAAGUACUGUAAAGAAAAUGAACCUCAAACCCUGAGUGCUCUGUAUGAUGAAGACGAUCAGUUCUUAAACAUUGGCAAUGUUUGCAUAAAGAAUAGCUACGAUAAAGAGACGCUGGAGACAAGGAUUACACAGUUGAACAAGGCUCAGAUAAACUUCACAAGAGGAAACCACCCGUUUUAUUCAAAGUGUACAGAGGAACAGAUCAAAUUAUUAGAAUACCAAGCAAAACUAGGUGGUCAGUUGAAACACACCUUCAUGGACUUGUCUCUUAGUGAUACUAUACAUCAGUGCAUCAUUAUGGGCAACCUCAAAGUUGCUGAACAACUCAGGAAAGAAUUCAAAGUACCCGACAAAAGGUUUUACUGGAUCAAAGUCCGCGCCCUUGCGGAGAGUAGAAACUGGUUGGAACUGGAGAGGUUUUCGAAGGCAAAGAAGUCGCCGAUUGGCUAUGAGCCAUUCGUUGAUGCUUGCUUGGAGUUCAACAGUCGCAUCGAAGCAGAGAAGUACUUGACCAGAGUCUUACCAGAAAACAAAGUCCAUUAUUACUUGAAGUUAGGAAAAAUCGUAGAAGCAGCAGAAGUAGCUUUGAGUCAAAAGAACGAGGAGGCCUUGGAACUAAUAUCAAAGAAAUGUCAAAAUAACCAACCGCUGCUCAAUAAGAUACAAAGUAUGAGGGCUCAAGCCUUGCAAAAACGAUAAAAUAAUUACUUACUGUGUUAAAAGGAGAUAUUAAUAAACUCAAAACUCUAAUUAGUCUUUCUAAAGACCUAGGUCUGAGGUGAUUUGAUAAAUUAAAAUUGACCAACAAAAGCGAUGGGGAAAAACUCGUAAACGAUUAAUUUUGAGAAUUAGAAAUGUUUCUUUGUGAUUUUCUCGACAGAUUUUCCGUAUUCUUUUCAGGCCUCGUUUGUCUUCUUCAUAGGGAAAGGAACAUACAACGAAUUUGUAACAAACUUAAUAUAACUUGAUUUCCUGCAUAGGAAGACUUCAUCAUCGCACCCAGACCCUACCCAUUAGACAAAUGGGUAAAGUCUGGGUUCGAGAAUGGAAAAUCGCCAAAGAAAAAAUAACUUACCUUGAGGCAGAAUAGAGUGAAGGCAUUUAACCCGUGAAAAUAGAAAUAAUAGUCAAAGCGUAAUAGUCAAAUAGACGACAUAUAAAAGGAAAAAAUCGCGAUGGAAUUAGGGUCUACUAAAGUGUAUCAGUCUAAUAUCUAUUGCACGGGUUUAAUGACUUCACUCUAAUGCGGAUUAUAUUUUGAGCUCAAGUGAAAGAUUGGCAAAGUGGCCUUAGAAAACUAUUUUUUACCACACUGACGUCUACACACCCAAUACACCCAUAGAUAGUAAUAAUUCACUUAGUUUUAUUAAAAACCUUUCAGCUUUUUUCAAGGCAAAAAUAGCUUAUUAUCUUAACAUUAUAUAACAUCUUUCUAUAUAAAAUAAAAUGAAAAGAUUGAAAUUAAAAGUAAACACUUUAUUUGCCUCAUAAAACAAGGCGAUUAAAAUUUGUUGGGCGCCA